ACUUGUACCGAAUUGCGUCUGGAAAUGGUACAGUAUUUGGGACGGGUCCUCUCCGUCGGCGUUGAAAGAGUAUGCUUUCAAUUCAAUAAUAAAUGGGGUUUCAUCGUGGCCGAUUGGGUAAUUUCCCCCUUUGACGUGCCGUGCUACUCUUCUGCAAUUCCUUGCUUCUUCUCCACCUUCAUCACCUGCCCAAGUCUCCAAUUCAUUCUUCUGAUUCAUGUAUUGUUUUUUUCUCUGAGGAGAAAUUGAGAUUGAGAGCUCUGGUGGGAUCUUUGGGAAAAGUUUUCUGCAAUUAGAACCCGUUAAUCUUCCUCAAAACAAUAAUGCCAGCGACCCCAUCAUCCAAUUUGUUCCAUCAGUCUUCUGUUUUUGAUUGCCAUAAACGGACCCAUGUUCAUAAUUGCACCCGAUUGGUCUCUCCGGCAGCUGUUUCUUCUUCCACUUGUUCGUUGAGUGUUUUUUCGAGUUCCCAUUUGUCGGGACGGCGAAUCAACGGGUUCCCAUCUUCCAAUCUUGUUUCCUCCUUUUCCCCUUCUUUUGUCACUUCCAUUCGUCCGCGAAAUGGGUUUAUCGGCGGCAGACUCCGGCGGAAGAGGCGGCCGAGAAUUGCGGUUGUUUCCGCCAUUUUUGAGCGGUUCACCGAACGAGCGAUUAAGGCUGUGAUAUUUUCGCAGAGAGAAGCGAAGGCCCUUUCGAAGGAUUUGGUUUUUACCCAACAUCUUCUUCUGGGUUUGAUCGCUGAGGAAGAGCAUAAUCAAUCGCCUGGCGGUUUUCUGGACUCGGGCGUCACACUCCAUGUGGCACGUGAGGCCGUUCGAAGCAUUUGGCAUAACGAAGAUGCAAAAGCUGAUACCAGUGACCAAAGUGCGACUGUUACGCCUCAUGUCCCUUUUGCUAUCAGCACCAAGCGGGUCUUUGAUUCUGCUGUGGAGUAUUCCAAGCAGAUGGGUCAUCAUUUCAUUGGACCCGAACACCUCUCCAUUGCUCUACUUGCUGCUGACGACGAUGGUAGCAUACAGUUGAUUUUGAAGAGCUUAGGGGUAAAUGUUACUCAGUUGGUAGAUGCAGCAAUAUCCAGGCUUAAAGGGGAACUCGACAAAGAUGGUAGAGAGCCAUCUAGUUCAUUGCAAUGGAUACCUAAAAGAUCCACUUCUAGAAAAGCCCUUCGUAUGAAACCCUCUCAGAAAGAAAAAGAGAAUAGUGCUUUGGAUCGAUUCUGCGUGGAUCUUACUGCUCGUGCGAGUGAAGGACUCAUCGACCCUAUUUUUGGUCGAGAUUCUGAAGUCGAACGAGUUGUGGAGAUACUUUGUCGCAGAACAAAAAAUAACCCCAUUCUUAUUGGUGAGAGUGGAGUAGGAAAGACAGCAAUUGCUGAAGGGUUGGCUCUCAGUAUUGCUCAGGCAGAUGCUCCAUUCGUACUGUUGAACAAACGUGUAAUGUCCUUGGAUAUUGGACUGCUGAUGGCUGGUGCUAAGGAAAGGGGAGAAUUGGAGGCACGUGUUACUUCACUAAUUGAUGAGAUAACAAAAUCAGGCAAUAUUAUCCUUUUUAUUGAUGAAGUCCAUUCACUUGCUGAGUUUGGCGCAAUUGGAGGUGGAAGUAAAGGGUCUGGUCUUAACUUUGCUAAUUUAUUGAAACCAUCACUUGGUAGAGGAAAACUGCAGUGUAUUGCUUCGACCACAAUUGGUGAAUACACAAAGCAAUUUGAGAAGGAUAAAGCAUUAGCACGACGAUUCCAACCUGUGCUGAUUGAGGAGCCUAGCCAGGAGAAUGCAGUGAGGAUGUUGCUGAGUAUUCGCGAGAAAUAUGAGGCUCACCACAACUGCAGGUUUACACUUGAAGCAAUAAAUGCUGCUGUGUAUCUGUCUGCAAGAUACAUAAGCGAUAGGUAUCUCCCAGAUAAGGCAAUUGAUCUCAUUGAUGAAGCAGGUAGUAGAGCUCGUAUGGAAACCUUUAAGAAGAGAAAAGAAUUGCAGGCUUCUAUACUCUCUAAAUCACCAGAUGAUUAUUGGCAAGAAAUUAAGGCUGUUCGGGCUAUGCAUGAAAUGAUUCUGGACAAUAAACUCAAAGAUGGUGGGGUACAUAGCUCAGAUUCCUCUGGGGAAAACGUCUUGGAAUCCACUUUCUCUUCAAUAUCAGAUGAUUACGAACCCGUGGUGGUGGGAGCAGACGAUGUUGCAGCAGUUGCUUCUCUUUGGUCAGGCAUCCCAGUUCAGCAGCUAACAGUUGAUGAGAGCAUCCUUCUGAUGGGUCUUGACGAACAGCUAAGAAAGAGAGUUGUUGGGCAAGAUGAGGCUGUUUCUGCAAUUUCUCGAGCUGUUAAGCGGUCUCGUGUUGGGCUUAAGGAUCCUGACCGACCAAUAGCGGUCCUACUUUUCUGUGGCCCUACUGGAGUUGGCAAGACUGAACUAACAAAAGUUCUGGCAAGGUGCUACUUUGGAUCGGAAGCAGCUAUGCUGAGAUUGGACAUGAGUGAAUAUAUGGAGCGACAUUCGGUGAGCAAAUUAAUCGGAUCACCUCCUGGAUAUCUCGGCUAUGGAGAUGGAGGAACAUUAACAGAAGCAAUUAGAAGGAAACCAUUUACAGUGGUAUUACUUGAUGAGAUAGAGAAAGCUCAUCCGGAUAUUUUCAACAUCGUCCUCCAGUUGUUUGAAGAUGGACACCUCACAGAUUCUCAGGGACGGAGAGUGUCGUUUAAGAACGCAUUGAUAGUGAUGACAUCAAACAUCGGUUCAACUUCCAUCAUAAAGGGUAGACACCGCUCCGUUGGUUUCUUUACUUCAGAAGAUGAGUCGUCGACUUCUUAUGCAGGAAUGAAAGCCCUUGUGACAGAGGAACUCAAGUCAUACUUUCGUCCUGAGUUGCUAAACAGGAUAGAUGAGAUAGUCGUGUUCCAACCCCUUCAAAAGGCUCAGAUGCUUGAAAUCCUAAAUCUGAUGCUUCAAGAGAUAAAGGAGAGGCUCAUAUCGCUUGGGAUCGGUUUGGAGUUAUCGGAAUCUGUGAAGGAUCUCAUAUGUCAAGUAGGUUAUGACCAAGCUUAUGGUGCCAGGCCUCUUAGGAGGGCAGUUACCAUGAUGGUUGAAGACCCCUUGAGUGAGGCAUUCCUCUUUGGAGAUCCAAAGCCUGGUAAUACUCUUGUAAUAGAUCUGGAUUCUACAGGGAAUCCCAUUGUCAAAAACCAAUCCAAUACUGCAUUUCCAAUUGUAUAGAAAAAGAAAACAUUGUAACUAAGUUUACUAAUGAUUUACCAGUCGAAUUGUAUAUUUGUGUAUAUGUAAUGUAACUCGGUCGAUAUUUCGACGAAUAUUCUUUGAAGAUGUUAUACACCUAACGAAAGAUAAAUGUAUUUUGGCUCGAUAUAGCAUGUAAAAGCAAUUUCCUUCGCAA
Molecule: messenger RNA, 3387 nt
Organism: Momordica charantia (bitter melon)
Lineage: Eukaryota; Viridiplantae; Streptophyta; Magnoliopsida; Cucurbitales; Cucurbitaceae
Gene: ERD1
Product: Clp ATPase
Biological process (GO): cellular response to heat
Cellular component (GO): cytoplasm
Molecular function (GO): ATP hydrolysis activity; ATP binding
Source: RefSeq, a predicted model, not a curated record